Messenger RNA from Oppiella nova, 828 nucleotides. The record is from the annotation of a GenBank genome assembly. Lineage: Eukaryota; Metazoa; Arthropoda; Arachnida; Sarcoptiformes; Oppiidae.
AUGAAUUCCACACACAUUUCAAGUGAAGAAUUAUAUUUCAUUCAAUUCCUAUCGUCCAUAAUAUUGUUUAUUAUUAUAUUCAUUACAAUUAUUGGUAACAUUUUGGUGAUAACUGCGGUCAUAACGACACCUAAAUUACAAAUAAGACCUAAUUUUCUAAUACUAUCGCUUAGUAUAACCGAUCUCUCCGUCGGUGUGUUUGUGAUGCCAUUCACCGCAUACUAUGAUGUCUUGAAAUUGAGUGAUUGGACAUUUGGCCCUGUUAUGUGUGAUGUUUACUAUAUGUUUAUCAUUAAUCUCACGUCAACAUCAUAUCUACACCUCAUAGUCAUAGCCAUCGACCGCUACCUUUCGGUCACAAAAAUUCAGUAUUCAAUGAAUAAAAGCAAAUCACAUGUAAUGGCAAUGAUUGCCUUUUCGUGGACUUUCCCACCCCUAAUAACUAUAUGGCCUAUACUUGGAUGGAGGGAUACCCGGGUAUAUACGGAUAGGAUACGCAAAUACGUUUGUUAUGCAGCGGGCAAUAAUGUGCUUGUUAAAUAUUCUAUCAUUUCUGUCAGUCUAAUUGGAUUCUGCAUAAUACCCACAUUAUAUUAUCGCGUAUACAAGAAAUCAAUUGAAUUCACGAAAAAAUGCAAAAACAGAAAACGAGUGACUUUUCAAAAGCAAAAAUCAAUGGAUAAAAAGGACAAACUUAUGCGCCGGGAGUUUCAAGUGGCCAAGACUUUGGCUGUGGUUACCAUUACAAAUGAUUCAUUUAAAUAUGACCAUAUGGUUAGUGUAUCUAAAUUCCACAUUAAAUCCAAUUCUAUUAGAGUCAACCAUUGA